AUGCUGCUGCUCUUGUUGUUCACGCGCCUUGGAUUACUACUGCUAGCGAUCGAACUGAAGGAUGACGAGAAGAAGGAAUGCAAUAUAGCUAUCAAUCCGGCACCUAACACCACUAUCCAGCCACAGACUCAGGGAUUCUUCAUUGCUCAGUCAGCUGAUGAAGUGAAGCGAGCAUUUUACUGGUGCAAGCAAUGCCACGAAGACAUCAUGGAUGUGUCGCUUAUCAAGAAAUGCAAAUGCCGAAAUUCUCGUGCAACACCGAUGUCUAAUGCGGCGAAUGAUACAGCGGUACAGCUACGACGACUUGACCAGAGGCGUAUGAUGGGGAGGAAAAAUUCGCUAAGUCUGCCACCGGAAGGCCGUGGCAUUGAUAUCGGUAAGGAAUUCGAGCAACAGGAUAUGAAAUACGAUAGCACUGGCAUGUUUCACUGGUGCCCAGCAAGAACACUGGAAGAAUGUGUCCUGGAUAGGCAUCAGGCAGCAAUGACAGUGCUUAAUGGGCAUGUGGUUGUUUGUUUGUUCGCAGAUCGUGAUUCGCCAUUAAUUGGCCUUCGU
This is a messenger RNA of Gongylonema pulchrum, 555 nucleotides long. The record is from the annotation of a GenBank genome assembly. Lineage: Eukaryota; Metazoa; Nematoda; Chromadorea; Rhabditida; Gongylonematidae.